CGACUAAUUGUUUAUGAGAAUCAGAGAGAGCGUAUGGCAUGUUUAAUGAUAUUGAAGAAAUAAAAGAACAAGAUGAAAAAGAGAAAUUAAUCAAGAUUUAUAAAUGAAAAUUUCAACCCCAUGAGUCGAAAAGUGAAAAUGCGGGAAAAAUUAAUUAGAGCAAGAGUCAAAUUUUCAUUUAAAAAAAAUGAUGAGAAGACUUACAACCGAGUCAAAGCACCGAGUCAGUUAGCAAAAACACGAAAGAUCACGGGACCAGGUGUAUUAAGGGUAAUUAAAUAUAUAAAGAGAAUUAGAAGAAACUCAAGAUAAGUAGGAUCAAAGUUGAUUUGUUCAUAAUUUUGUUCAUAAAAUGAUCA
Messenger RNA from Hyphopichia burtonii NRRL Y-1933, 359 nucleotides. RefSeq lists its product as uncharacterized. The record is from RefSeq and is a predicted model, not a curated record. Bases 121 to 312 code for a protein of 63 amino acids. The transcript has a single exon. NCBI's taxonomy places the organism in Eukaryota, Fungi, Ascomycota, Pichiomycetes, Serinales, Debaryomycetaceae.